Peromyscus californicus insignis is the source of this 756-nucleotide messenger RNA. Its product is annotated as histone H1.4. The transcript has a single exon. The coding region runs from base 62 to 721 and encodes 219 amino acids. The record is from RefSeq and is a predicted model, not a curated record. Gene Ontology annotation, biological process: nucleosome assembly. Gene Ontology annotation, cellular component: nucleosome. Lineage: Eukaryota; Metazoa; Chordata; Mammalia; Rodentia; Cricetidae. Gene Ontology annotation, molecular function: structural constituent of chromatin; DNA binding.
AGUCCCGGCCAGUGCCUCUGCUUCCGGCUCGAGUUCUCUCUGCUCUGACAUACGCUUCGCCAUGUCCGAGACCGCGCCUGCCGCGCCCGCCGCACCGGCCCCCGCCGAGAAGACACCCGUAAAGAAGAAGGCACGGAAGGCCGCAGGUGGCGCGAAGCGCAAGGCGUCCGGACCCCCGGUGUCCGAGCUCAUCACCAAGGCUGUAGCCGCCUCCAAGGAGCGCAGCGGCGUGUCCCUGGCCGCGCUCAAGAAGGCGCUGGCGGCCGCCGGCUACGACGUGGAGAAGAACAACAGCCGCAUCAAGCUGGGGCUCAAGAGCCUGGUGAGCAAGGGCACCCUGGUGCAGACCAAGGGCACCGGCGCCUCCGGCUCCUUCAAGCUCAACAAGAAGGCGGCUUCCGGCGAGGCCAAGCCCAAAGCCAAGAAGGCAGGCGCGGCCAAGGCCAAGAAGCCCGCGGGCGCAGCCAAGAAGCCCAAGAAGGCUGCGGGAACAGCCACUCCCAAGAAGAGCACCAAGAAGACCCCAAAGAAGGCGAAGAAGCCAGCUGCAGCUGCAGGAGCCAAAAAAGCUAAGAGCCCGAAGAAGGCGAAAGCAGCUAAGCCCAAGAAGGCGCCCAAGAGCCCUGCCAAGGCGAAAGCGGUGAAGCCUAAGGCGGCCAAGCCAAAAACCGCCAAGCCUAAGGCAGCUAAGCCAAAGAAAACCGCAGCCAAGAAGAAAUAAAUUUUCUUUGGCCGACUGCUUAGAAGCCCAACAAC